Leishmania braziliensis MHOM/BR/75/M2904 is the source of this 2787-nucleotide messenger RNA. Its product is annotated as putative OSM3-like kinesin. NCBI's taxonomy places the organism in Eukaryota, Euglenozoa, Kinetoplastea, Trypanosomatida, Trypanosomatidae. The record is from RefSeq and is a predicted model, not a curated record. Gene Ontology annotation, biological process: microtubule-based movement; mitotic spindle organization. The transcript has a single exon. Bases 1 to 2787 code for a protein of 928 amino acids. Gene Ontology annotation, molecular function: microtubule motor activity; ATP binding; microtubule binding.
AUGGGCAAGAAGGAGCACGCCGCUGCGGCGGAGAACAUCAGGGUGCUCGUCCGAUGCCGUCCUUUUAGUGAGAAGGAAAAGGCGGUGGGUCAUAAGACCUGCGUCGAUCUUGACAUGGUGCAGAACACCGUGACUGUGAAGAGCGUCAUUGGUGAGCCCGAUCGCUGGACAUUCGAUGCGGUGAUCAACAACAACUUCUCCCAGCAGGACAUCUUCACUCAGUUCAUUAUGCCACUGACCGAGUCCGUACUCAGCGGCUUCAACGCGACAGUAUUCGCCUACGGCCAAUCCGGCUCCGGUAAGACGCACACUAUGACGGGUGUGAUGGGCGACAAUGCGCUUGAGGGGGUCAUUCCGCGCUGUGUUAAGCACAUUUUCAACACCGUGAAAAUGAUGAAGGACGAGGCGCCGGGCACCACUGUCAACAUGUACGUCUCCUUCAUGGAGUUGUACAAUGGUAAGGUGCGUGACCUGCUAGCGAAGCAGCAGGUGUCCUUGGACAUCCGUGAGGCGAAGGACCACACCUUCUUUGUGCAGGGCGCCGUUGUGGCGCAGGUCAAGUGCCCAGCGGAUGUCAUCCGGCACCUGGAGGAGGGCACGGACCGCCGCCGCGUCGCGUCCACAGAGCUGAACACCGAUAGCAGCCGCUCGCACUCUGUUUUCUCUCUCAUUCUGGAGUGUACCGAGACCCUCGAAGACGGCAGAACCCGUGCUGUGUCGAGCAAGCUGAACCUGGUAGAUCUGGCCGGCUCGGAGCGCCAGGGCAAGACCGGCGCCUCUGGCGACACGCUGAAGGAGGGGUGCAACAUCAACCUCUCACUGAGCGCUCUCGGCACCGUCAUCGACACCAUUGUCAAGGGUGGCGCACACGUGCCAUUCCGCAGCAGCCCUCUGACGAUGCUGCUGAAGGACUCGCUUGGCGGCAACAGCAAAACUGUCAUGUUUGCCAACAUCAACCCCAGCGAGCGCAACAUGUCGGAGACUGUGUCAACGCUGCGCUUUGCCGAUCGCGCCAAGCAGAUAAAGAACAAGCCGGUUGUGAACAUGGACUCGAAGGAUCGGACAAUCGCGGAGCUGACGGAAAUGGUAAAGGAUCUGCGCGCUAAACUGGCCAAGUACCAGAAUGAGGGCACGGCAGGGCUGGAAAAUGAGGUGACGCAGUUGCAGGAGAAGAUGGGUCAACUGGAGGUGCAGCUGGACAACGCCACGAAGAGUCGCGAGGCGGAUCUGGUCGACUACGAGACGACAAAGGCCACUCUUGCAGCGGAGCGGCAGACAUUUAACACUCGGCUCCUUUCUAUGGAGGACGAGGUUGUCCAGCUGCAGAAUCAGCUGCAGAUCUCCGAGAGCAACGCAGUGACAAUUCAGUCGCAGCUGAACGACGUCUGGUCGCAGUGUUACAAUUACUUCCUAACGCCAGAGGAGAAGGCGGCGAAGACGCUGGAGCAGCUGCAGGCCACUACGUCACUCGAGGAGGUGCUGCGAAACACCAAAAAGAAGGUUGAAGGAGGCAGUGAAGCGGCCUUGCUGGAGAAGAUUCAGUCACUGACGGCCGACCUCAAUGCGUCACAGGCUGAGCACAAGGCCACCGAGAAAGAGCUCAAGUCCAACAAGACGCAGCUAGAGCGGCACCUGGCAGAAGUGAGGGAGGAGCUGGCCGAAUGGAAGGGAGUCUCGCUUGGGCUUGGUGGUAGCAGCGGCGAUGACCAAGUGGCGGUACCUAUGAUGCAGCAGCAGAAGCUGAUGGCGGCGAUCAAGCUCGAUGACAAGGGUGCGACAGCGAUCAAGCUUCUACGUGAGGAAAACAAGAUGCUGCGACACCAGCUGAUGGCGGCGACAUCCGUGGUGUCUGACUCGGCUGCCGCGGUUGCUGCACCCCAGCAGAACUCAGCCUCCAUCCCCAUGAAGAACACGACGGACGACUCAGCAGUGCCGCUGGAACUGCAGCAGUCCACAAGUGCGGCGACCAUUAGCAGCCUUCAGGCGGAGCUUAAGGAGAUGAAGGCCAAGGUGGUGCACGUGACUGCCUCUCGCGAGGCUCUCUACGCGGAACUGGAGGCCCAACGCACGGAGCUCGCCAAGCUGGAGUCCGCCAUGGCGCAGCAGGACCGGCAGCUUGCCAAGGUGCAGCAAGGGUACGAAGCGAAGCUGGCGGCGGCUACCCAGUCUGAGGAUGAGGUGACGCGGCUGGAGACCCGCCUGCGCGAGCGCUCCGACCAGAUGGAGCAGCUGCGCACAUUACUGGAGAAGCAGAAGGCAAUCAUCGUCAAGAACAACGAGAAAGCAGAGUAUUUCCAGGUCUCACUGCGGGACAAGACUGAAGCCUUCGUAGCGCUUGAGCAUCAGCUCCGUGAGCAACUGGAGAACAAGGAUGCGCAGAUGCAGCAGCUCAUUAACAAGCGCGUCGCCGAGUUUGCCCAGCAGCGCGACAUCGACAUGAGUGAGAAGUCCCACCGUCAGAAGAAGCUGAAGAAGAAGAUCCAGAAGCUGCAGGAAGAACUGCACAAGUGGGAGGCGCAGUUUGAUAUGAAGGUGUGCGAAUGCGAAGACCUGCGCAACGCGCUGGAGGAGAAGAAGGUGGAGCAGCUGCGCAUGCUGCGUCGCAUCGAGCUCUCCAGCGAUGAGGCCGAGGCCUUGGAGCAAAAGGAGCAAAUCCAGAACGCCCUCGAGCGCGCCAAGCAGGAACGACGUCGUAAGGAUGACCUUUUCGCCAUGGGUGAGCUGCCCAGCGCCAAGACGGUGGCGAGGCGUAGCGCGGCAGAUCCCUCAGAUGACUCCGAGUGCUAG